Messenger RNA from Contarinia nasturtii (swede midge), 958 nucleotides. RefSeq lists its product as uncharacterized. The transcript is spliced from 5 exons. Bases 180 to 929 code for a protein of 249 amino acids. The record is from RefSeq and is a predicted model, not a curated record. NCBI's taxonomy places the organism in Eukaryota, Metazoa, Arthropoda, Insecta, Diptera, Cecidomyiidae.
UCACAGAAUUUAAAAGAGAGAUCUGCUUUAAAUAUAUUCGCUUGAUGUGAUCAUAAAAAAAAUCAUUCAAGUUUUCUGUUUUGUUGUAAAUGUUUUAAAUUGCGCAUUUGGUUUCGGAAUUCAUUUCCAAGUGAUAUCGUUGAUAUUUUGAUCUCUAAAUUUUGGUUGUCAUCUAUACAAUGGCCUUUACAAUGUUGACCUCUUGCUGUGGUCUCACUUUGAGAACAGGCGGAUUGAUUGUUGGAUUUUUUCAUUUAUUUGUAGCGGCAUUUUUCUUCAUGUCAUUUUCCUACUAUUUGCCAUUUUUAUUGACAACUAUUUUGAUGUUUACCCUCAUUUUUUCAGUACUAUGGAUCUAUGGAAUUCAUAGUAAUGACAUAGAAUUCAUGUACUUGCCUCUUGUAUGGACAAAAUGUUUGGUUAUACUUAGUUUACUUAAUUUUAUUGCGUAUGCUUGGCUCGCACUUGUACAUUUUCUAUUUGCCGGAUAUUAUGUGCAGCCAGAUUUUUCGAUCAAUUUUUACUUUGCGUUCAUUAGUAUUUGUAUCACAGUUAUUGAAUGGUUUGUGGCAUCUUUGAUGAAUUCAUUGUACAAAAUAAUGAAAGAUGAGCAACGCACACAAUGUACAUAUAAUCAGCAUGCAAAUGCAAAUGAAGAAUCGGUCUUUUUAAAAAAUAACUGGAUACGACUUCAUCUCGAAGGUCCUUUGGUGUUUAUGGAAAAAUUCGUUCAAAAAAUAAAUGAAAUAGUUGACUUUAAAUUGAUUACAUUUGAUGCACCAUCGAACCAAGACGAUCUACCAUCGAACCAAGAAGACUUACCACCAUCGUAUGAUGCAAUAUGGAAUGAUUAUAGCACUUUAAUCGUACUAAAUGACACAGAAAAUGUAAAUCUCAUAACAAAUCAACCAAAUAUACAAAACGUUUGAACAAUUAAAUGUUAGUAAUAUACACGAAA